This is a messenger RNA of Zingiber officinale, 2203 nucleotides long. RefSeq names its product L-ascorbate oxidase homolog. NCBI's taxonomy places the organism in Eukaryota, Viridiplantae, Streptophyta, Magnoliopsida, Zingiberales, Zingiberaceae. Gene Ontology annotation, molecular function: oxidoreductase activity; copper ion binding. The coding region runs from base 1 to 2037 and encodes 678 amino acids. The record is from RefSeq and is a predicted model, not a curated record. The transcript has 6 exons.
AUGAUUGGAUAUUCAGGCUCCAAUUUUACUGGAUGCUUAGAUAGCAGGAGGUCCACUUCGGGCUAUAUCUUCAUGCUUGCUGGAGGGGCUAUAUCUUGGAAGAGCAUCAAGCAAACGCUAGUAGCCACUCCUACUAUGGAGGCAGAGUUAGUAGCAUGCUAUGAAGCAUCCAAUCACGAGAUUUGGCUAUGGAACUUCAUCACAACAUUGCAAAUCGUUGAUGGGACAGGACACUGGGGAUUUACUAUGAUAAUAAAGCCGCAGAACUUUAUGCCAAGAACAACCACAUUUCGUCAUGCACGGACUUCACCUCCUUCCCAACGCGUUAAUCCAAUCCUCUGCUCCGUAUCUGUCGCAUCUGUUUUCUUCGCGAGCGCGCGAGCUUUAAAACCCCUACCUCCCCCUCUCCUUUCCCCCAUCACGAUGAGUCUUCUUAUCCUUUUUCUAGUGUCGGUCUUCCUUUCCGGCGCAGAGGCCGACGACCCCUAUCGCUACUUCACCUGGACCGUCACCUACGGCCCCAUCACCCCACUAGGCGUCCCGCAGCAGGGCAUCCUCAUCAAUGGCCAGUUCCCCGGCCCCCUCCUCGAAUGCGUCACCAAUGACAACCUCAUCAUCAACGUCGUCAACUACCUCGACGAGCCGCUCCUCCUGACGUGGAACGGCAUCAAACAGCGGAAGAACUCGUGGCAAGAUGGCGUCUUGGGAACUAACUGCCCCAUCCCUCCCCGUCGCAACUACACCUACAAGUUCCAAACCAAGGAUCAAAUUGGAAGCUAUACUUACUUCCCCACAACCGGAAUGCAGAGGGCCGCCGGAGGAUUUGGCGCCUUGAACGUGCACCAGCGACCGCAGAUUCCGGUGCCGUACCCGAAGCCCACCGGCGACUUCAGUGUCCUCGUCGGCGACUGGUACAAAUCCGGCCAUAAGGCGUUGCAGAGAACGCUGGAUUCAGGGAGCCCUUUGCCAUUCCCGGAUGGCCUCCUCAUCAACGGAGCACAAAAACCCAGUACCUUUAAUGGCGAUCAAGGGAAGACUUAUCUUUUUAGGAUCUCCAAUGUCGGCUUGCAGAGCUCCAUCAACUUCAGAAUCCAAAGCCACAAAAUGAAGCUUGUGGAAGUCGAGGGAUCGCACACGCUUCAGAAUAUCUACGAUUCACUCGACGUCCACGUCGGGCAAUCUUUGUCUGUCUUGGUGACGCUUGAUCAAGCUCCUAAAGAUUACUACAUCGUUGCUUCCACAAGGUUCAGCGGCAGGAGAAUCCUCACUUCCACCGGCGUCCUCCAUUACAGCGACCCCAAAUCCCCUGUUUCCGGCCCUCUCCCCGCCGGCCCGGCCUUCGGGUUGCAUUGGUCCAUGAAGCAAUCGAGAACAUUUAGGUGGAAUUUGACGGCGAGCGCGGCGAGGCCGAAUCCCCAAGGCUCCUAUCACUACGGGAACAUAACCAGGUCGAGAUCAAUCAAGUUACAGAACUCCGCGCCGGUGAUCGCCGGGAAGCAGCGAUACGCCGUCAACGGCGUGUCCUUCGUCGUUCCCAGCACGCCUCUGAAGCUAGCGGACAACUUCCACAUCGCUGGCGUCUUCACCUGGGACAGCCUCCCGACCGCCACUACGGAGAAGGCCGGAGCUGAGCCGCCGAUCACCGCCACGCCGGUGGUGCGGUUCCAGCUCCACGACUUCGUGGAGAUCGUCUUCCAGAACACGGAGAACAGCAUGCAGACGUGGCAUCUCGACGGGUACGACUUCUGGGUCGUCGGUUAUGGAGCUGGAGACUGGACAGAGAGACUAAGAAGACGAUACAAUUUAGUUGAUGCUAUCACUAGACACACUGUGCAGGUUUACCCAAAGGGGUGGUCUGCAAUUUUGGUGUCCUUGGACAACCAAGGGAUGUGGAAUUUGAGGUCGGCAAUGUGGGGAAGACAAUACCUCGGCCAACAAUUUUACAUAAGAGUUUGGACUCCGGAGAAGAGCUACGCGAACGAAUACGAUAUGCCUACGAAUGCCCUCCGUUGCGGGAAGGCCGUUGGUGUUUCUUGAUCGCUUGCUAUAAGAACGCCUAAUUCUCUAUGCUCUUCGUAUGUACCUUUGCUGUUUCGGAAAUGUUGUGCAAUUGGAUAUUUGGAAAAGAUUUUUUUUUUCCCCCUUCUGUAUUUGAAUACAAUAUUAUUCAAUAAAAUAUAUCGUGUUGAAAUGGUUCGAUAGA